Molecule: messenger RNA, 1288 nt
Organism: Loxodonta africana (African savanna elephant)
Lineage: Eukaryota; Metazoa; Chordata; Mammalia; Proboscidea; Elephantidae
Product: olfactory receptor 51I2-like
Exons: 1
Coding region: 344-1288 (314 amino acids)
Biological process (GO): G protein-coupled receptor signaling pathway
Cellular component (GO): plasma membrane
Molecular function (GO): G protein-coupled receptor activity; olfactory receptor activity
Source: RefSeq, a predicted model, not a curated record
UCUUAAACACGGUAAAACCUACGGAUUGAAUUGAAAAAAAAAAAAAAGUCAUGUCUUUGAAUGUGGAGAAGAGUAUGACGACAAUAGAUAGAGGCAUUAAGGAAGGCAAAGUGACCUGUCUAGACAGUUGAUUAAACUGAGAAAACUCAGAUGAUUCCAGAAAUCUUGGUGUCAGUGAGGGGCAAGAAUGAGUGACUUAGGGAAUAAAAUUGAUUUAUUUUUAUAAAGUAAGAAACUGAGUCACGUAAUAUGGACUUAAGAUAUUAUUAGGCAGAGGCCAUGAUGAAAUUUUGUUUGUCUUCUUACAGGAUAACCGUCCUAGAACCUAAGCAGGAUUCCCAUCAUGGAGGAUAACCUUCAUAACAGCUCAGAGUUGCCUCCUUUCACACUGACGGGACUCCCAGGGCUAGAGACCUCCCAACACUGGCUGUUUCUGCUGCUUGGUGCUCUCUACACUGUGUCCAUUGUGGGCAAUGCCCUUAUUCUCUUCAUUAUCAAGGAGCAACAGAGCUUGCAUCAGCCUAUGUACUAUUUCCUGUCCCUGCUAUCAGUCAAUGACCUAGGUGUGUCCUUUUCCACACUGCCCACUGUGCUGGCCACAUUUUGCUUCCACCUAAGGGAAAUGAGCUUUGAUUCUUGUAUGGCUCAAAUGUUCUUUAUCCACUUCUUCUCCUUCACAGAGUCUGGGAUUCUGUUGGCUAUGAGCUUUGACCGCUUUGUGGCCAUCUGUAACCCGCUAAGGUAUGCCACAGUGCUCACUGAUGCCCAAGUGUUGCGCAUGGGCGUGUCUGUUAUCAUCCGCAGUUUCUGCAUGGUUUUCCCCCUACCUUUCCUUCUGAAGCAGCUACUCUUCUGCAAGGCCAAUGUACUCUCCCAUGCCUACUGUUUACACCCAGACUUGAUCCACCUGCCCUGUGGUGAUAUCACUGUCAACAAUAUCUUUGGCCUAUUCAUUGUCAUCUCGACCUUUGGCCUGGACUCUGCACUCAUUCUCUUCUCCUAUGUGCUCAUACUACACUCUGUGCUGACCAUUGCCUCCCAGAAGGAGCAGUUAAAGACUCUCAUCACAUGUGUGUCACACAUCUGUGCUGUGCUAGUCUUUUAUGUGCCCAUGGUUGGUGUAUCCAUGGCUGCUCGCUAUGGGAUGCAUGCGCCAAAGUAUGUACACACACUCUUGUCUCUGAUCUACCUCUUUGUGCCUCCAAUGCUCAAUCCUGUCAUUUAUUCCAUAAAAACCAAAGAGAUUCAUCGAAGGCUUCAUAAAAUACUGCUGGGAACCAAAUUUUGA